AUGGCCAGGCUACGGCGGCGGUCUCUCUGUCUUUUCCUCACCGUUUGGUUCUUUUUGUGUAUUUCCGGUUCGGUUCAUCUGGUUCGAGCUCAAAACAGAACCGGAGCCACUACUGACCCUGACGAAGCUCGAGCUUUGAACUCCAUCUUCGCCGCUUGGAGGAUCUCGGCGCCCAGGGAUUGGAACAUCAGCGGCGAACUUUGCUCCGGCGCCGCCAUCGACGACAGCGUCACGGACGCCAACCCCGCCUACAACCCUCUUAUCAAAUGCGACUGCACGUUCGGCAACUCCACAAUCUGCCGCAUCACACUCCUCAAGGUUUAUGCGAUUGAAGUUGUAGGACCUAUACCUCCCCAGCUCUGGACUUUGCACUACCUCACAAAUCUGAACUUGGGUCAAAAUGUUCUUACAGGCUCCCUCCCUCCUGCUAUUGGUAAUUUGACUCGUAUGCAAUAUAUGACUUUUGGGAUCAACGCCUUGUCUGGCCCUCUUCCUAAGGAAAUUGGUUUGCUUACUGAUCUAAGAUCACUUAGUAUUAGUUCAAAUAACUUUUCUGGUUCUAUACCACCUGAGAUUGGGAGCUGCACCAAACUAGAGAAAAUGUAUAUAGGAAGUUCUGGACUCACAGGGGUAAUACCUCCAUCAUUUGCUAAUCUUGUUCAGCUGGAAGAGGCCCGUAUUACCGAUCUGGAAAUUACAGGUUCGAUACCGGAUUUUAUAGGAAACUGGACCAAACUUACUACCUUGAGAAUUCUCGGAACUGGUUUGACUGGUCCUAUACCAUCGUCAUUUUCCAACUUAACUUCUUUGACAGAGCUGAGGCUUGGUGAUUUAUCAAAUGUAACCUCUUCUCUUGAAUUCAUCAAAGACAUGAGAUCUCUAAGUAUAUUGGUGUUGAGGAACAGCAAUCUCACUGGAACAAUACCCUCUUUUAUCGGAGAAAUUUCAAGUCUGCAACAAGUUGAUUUAAGCUUCAACAAACUACAUGGACAAAUUCCGGCUUCACUUUUCAACUUAAGUCGACUUACUCACUUGUUUCUGGGGAAUAACACGUUGAAUGGUUCCCUGCCCACUCAAAAAAGCCAGACUCUAAGCAAUAUAGAUGUGUCGUACAAUGAUUUGUCUGGAAGUCUUCCUUCAUGGGUUAACUUACCAAACUUGAAACUCAACGUCAUUGCUAACAACUUCAACUUACAAGGUCUUGACAAGAGUGUUUUACCAGGACUAACCUGUCUGCAGAAAAACUUCCCUUGCAAUCGAGGCAAACCAAUAUUUUCUAACUUUUCGAUCAACUGCGGAGGGCCACCAAUACGGUCUGUUAGCGGAGCAGUAUAUGAGAGGGAGGACGAGGAACUUGGACCAGCUUCAUUUGUCGUGAGUGAUGUUCAGAGGUGGGCAGCCAGUAGUGUGGGACUUUUUGCCGCAAGUAGCAGUAAUAUAUACAUAGCUACUUCACAAUCACAAUUUAUCAACACGUUGGACUCUGAGCUUUUUCAGUCAGCAAGACUUUCUGCAUCUUCCCUAAGGUAUUAUGGGUUGGGGCUAGAAAAUGGAGUCUAUACAGUAACACUUCAGUUUGCUGAAAUACAAAUUCUUGGUUCUACUUCAAACACUUGGAGAGGUUUAGGAAGAAGACGUUUUGACAUUUAUGUCCAGGGAAGACUUGUUGAAACGGAUUUUGAUAUACGCAGAACAGCUGGUGACUCUACUGUCUUCGCAAUUCAGAAAGUAUACAAAGCAAAUGUAUCAGAAAAUUAUCUCGAAAUUCAUCUUUUCUGGGCUGGAAAAGGAACAUGCUGCAUUCCCAUUCAAGGGGCCUAUGGGCCAUUAAUAUCCGCUGUCAGUGCACAACCAGAUUUUACACCAACUGUGGGCAAUCAGCCACCAUCAAAGGGAAAGAACAUGACUGGUACUAUUGUGGGUGUCAUUGUUGGCGUCGGACUUAUAAGUAUCUUAGCAGGUGUGGUUAUCUUCAUCAUCCGAAAAAGAAGAAAGCGGUACACAGAUGAUGAAGAGCUUCUUAGUAUGGACGUAAAGCCUUACACCUUUACUUACUCGGAACUGAAGAGUGCAACUCAAGAUUUCGAUCCCUCUAACAAGCUUGGGGAGGGAGGAUUUGGGCCUGUUUAUAAAGGAAAACUCAAUGAUGGAAGAGAAGUAGCAGUGAAGCUGUUGUCGGUGGGAUCCCGGCAAGGGAAGGGACAAUUUGUUGCAGAAAUUGUAGCGAUUUCGGCAGUUCAACAUCGCAACCUAGUAAAACUGUAUGGGUGCUGCUAUGAAGGAGAUCAUCGUUUGCUCGUAUAUGAAUACCUUCCUAACGGAAGUCUUGAUCAGGCUCUAUUCGGGGAUAAGACUUUACAUCUUGAUUGGUCAACCCGUUAUGAGAUAUGUCUUGGAGUUGCCAGGGGUCUAGUCUAUCUCCACGAGGAGGCGAGGCUUCGCAUUGUACACAGGGAUGUGAAGGCCAGCAACAUUUUACUUGACUCUAAUCUGGUCCCAAAAGUUUCUGAUUUUGGGCUUGCAAAGCUAUACGAUGACAAAAAAACUCACAUAAGUACCCGAGUAGCAGGGACAAUUGGAUAUCUUGCGCCAGAGUAUGCCAUGCGUGGACAUCUAACAGAGAAAACUGAUGUGUAUGCCUUUGGUGUUGUGGCUCUUGAGCUAGUCAGUGGAAGACCAAACUCUGAUGAGAACGUGGAGGACGAAAAAAGAUAUCUUCUUGAAUGGGCAUGGAAUCUACACGAGAAAAGUCGCGAAGUGGAACUUAUUGAUCGUGAGCUAACUGAAUUCGACAUGGAAGAAGUGAAGCGCAUGAUAGGCAUUGCUCUGCUGUGCACGCAGACAUCACAUGCCUUGAGACCACCAAUGUCACGAGUGGUGGCCAUGCUUUCAGGAGACGUUGAGGUGAGUGAUGUCACCUCUAAGCCAGGCUACCUAACCGACUGGAGAUUUGACGACACCACAAGCUCUUCUCUAAGCGGAUUUCAAAUCAAAGAGACGUGGGCUUCUGAUUCCUUGUCCACGAGCUUUGUGGCGCCUGGCUCCGAGAUAUCACCGGGAAGCACCGACUCUAAGCCGAUGCUUGGAGUGAAGAUCAAUCAGGGAAGAUGA
Messenger RNA from Eruca vesicaria subsp. sativa (arugula), 3111 nucleotides. The record is from the annotation of a GenBank genome assembly. Lineage: Eukaryota; Viridiplantae; Streptophyta; Magnoliopsida; Brassicales; Brassicaceae.